AUGAACAUCCGACCCACCGUUCCCAUGGACCUAUUGCCUGUUUUCUUGGCAUCUGCGGCUGAUUUAGUUCAUGUUCUAGCCAAAAAAGUGUGGGCCCGUAAAAGGGGAAAGCGAGGAGGCCUGCUCGUGCGUCUUAGGAGGAGAGGAGCGCGCACGGCUCUCCCCGGCAUUUUUCUCUCCAACGUACGCUCACUGGGCAAUAAGAUGGACGAACUCAGCCUGCUCAUGAGAAGAAACAAGGACUUCGCCACAUCCUGUGUCCUCUGCUUCACUGAGACCUGGCUAAAUGAGCGGAUCCCGGACUGCGCUCUGGAGCUGCAGGGCUUUGGGCUGUUUCGCGCGGAUCGCCAUUGUGCGCUCUCAGGGAAGAGCAGAGGCGGAGGGCUCUGUUUCUACACAGAGACUAAAGCUCUCGAAACCUGCAGUGAGGAGCUCCAAAGUGUGGUCUGA
Molecule: messenger RNA, 450 nt
Organism: Knipowitschia caucasica
Lineage: Eukaryota; Metazoa; Chordata; Actinopteri; Gobiiformes; Gobiidae
Source: the annotation of a GenBank genome assembly